This is a messenger RNA of Lactuca virosa, 1116 nucleotides long. The record is from the annotation of a GenBank genome assembly. Lineage: Eukaryota; Viridiplantae; Streptophyta; Magnoliopsida; Asterales; Asteraceae.
AAACCGAAGCUUAACCAUUCAUCUUUUCGCCUUCACAUCAAUCUUUCUUUAAGAUCGCAAGGACCCAACUAAAAGACAGCAAGAAGAUGGGUAGAUCACCAUGUUGUGACAAAAGUGGACUCAAGAAAGGGCCAUGGACACAAGAAGAAGACCUCAAACUCACACAAUACAUUCAAAUACAUGGACCUGGCAAUUGGCGAACCCUGCCAAAGAACUCUGGACUUGAACGAUGUGGGAAAAGUUGUCGUCUUCGAUGGACAAACUACUUGAGGCCUGAUAUCAAGAGAGGAAGAUUCUCGUUUGAAGAAGAAGAGAGCAUCAUUCAACUACACAGUGUUCUUGGGAAUAAGUGGUCCGCAAUUGCAGCUCGUUUGCCUGGAAGAACUGACAAUGAAAUCAAGAACUACUGGAACACCCACAUCCGGAAAAGGCUAAUCAAGAACGGAAUUGAUCCAGUGACUCAUCGUCCUCGUCUAGAUCUCUUGGACCUUUCAUCCAUACUAAGCUCAGCUUCCUUUAAUCUCUCAAACCUUUUUAAAAUCCAAAGCCUUGUAAAUCCCCAAGUCUUAAGGCUUGCCAAUCUCUUAGCAUCAACAUCAUCGAAUCAAGAAAACAAAGAGUUGUUUCUUAAUAACUACAUAGCCCCCGUGAAUCAAAAGCCAAAUGAGCCAAUCGCAAAUGUCACUUCCACUCCUUCAAACCUUCCAAGCAAUCAACUUUGGCAUCAAGAAAACCACAUGCAAGUAAAUAAUGGCCAAUACUUUUCAGGGAACUUGGUCAGCUUGAAUUCCCAAAGUAGUCAAGAAAAGUUGAUGCCUCCAUGCAUAACUGAUAAUUCUAUUGCCCUUCAAAACUAUAGCGAUCAAUUUACCUCACAAGCAUCAGAAAGCUCAAGUUUCCAGCCAUCAAAUACUGAAAACAACAAUUUUAACAUCGAUUCUAUUUUUCCAACACCCAUCUCAAGCCCAACACCAUUAGAUUCAUCAUCCAUGUUCAUCAAUGGCAGCAGUACUGAGGAUGAGAUAGAAAGUUACUGCAACAAUAUUUUCAAGUUCGAGAUUCCAGAGAGUUUGGAGUUGGAAGAUUUUAUGUAGAUAUUAUUGUAAAAUAGACGUC